GGACAAGUUGAGUGGAGCAGGGAAGCGGAGAAGCGAAGGGGGAGGAGUUGGGUGACGGCUCAAACCCAGAGCUACUGCUCUAAGCACAGCUUGCAGGUGUCGAAUUCGAAUAGAGAGAACCUGGACUCCCAAGUCGCACGUGCUCUUCCUGAGCGCACCCCCCAUUCGUCGGCUGCGAGCCGCUCGAUGGUUAAUUCUCACGCCACUUCUUGGCUUAAGUCAUCGGAAUUCAGAACCUGCAAGACGUGAACAGGACCGCAGCAUUCGUCACGAGCGACCAUGGCUGGUCUCGUUGCUCCCAGUUCCUCCGUUAGUCCCGCGACGAUCAUUCAGAAGGACAAACAGGGGUCGCCUCCUAGCAAGUUUUCGCAGCCUCCCCUCGUGGAAGUGUCUGAACUGACCGUGGAGCUCGAGGCAUGGGAAGUCGAUCUGUUCGCACUGCCCGGUGACGAAAUCGGCGAGAUUGGCGAAAUUGGCGAGAGUGUCGCGCCGACUGCCGCUCCGAUGGAUGCUCUUGAACCUCUCGCAAUCGCCGUGGAAUUCGGCGGUUCGUUGAACCAAGACGGUCUCGACACGCCGUGCUCGCCAAUGGCCGCCUCGCCGUUUCUCUCGGCGAGCGAGGGGUUUCUGGACGGCCUCACGCCGCUGAGUGCCUUCCACGAGAGCGACGAAGGGCCUCUCGCCGUUCCCAGCGACGAUCUUGACGAGCUCGACGCGAUUCUCUUCCCGUCCCUCCCCACCAUCAACAGCAUCACCAGCAGCAGCCCCGCCGUUCUGCCCCCGCCGCAGCAGUGCCAUCCCUUCCACCACCGCCAGCACCAGCACCAGCGUUACAAGCACAAGCACAAGUACAAGAAGCACCCCGGAAAGAAUCGUGAGGCCUCGAUUUUCCGGCGCAACAGCGGGGCUGCGCACCGAGCCUUGGAUCGCCUGCUGGCGGACGGCGGGAUUGCCGGCAAGCGGGCUCGCAGCGCUCGCGGGAGCAUCCGCGGCAGCAUCAGCAAGUGCAGCAGUGGGGAGAAGAACGAGAGCGAGGUGGGGGCUUUGCCGCUGGAGUUUGGCGAGAAACGUGGAAGUGACGAGACGCGGAAUUUGGAUCGACUGGAACUGGUGGAGUCGACUCUUAGGCCGUUGGUUGAGCGCAAGGGCGACCAGAUAAACGCGAGCAACGCUGCGGAUGCCGCGAACGCCGCGAACGGUACUACCGUGGACGGGGAAAGCAGCGGUGGAGCCGGCAGCGCUGAAGACCUCUCAAGACGACACCCCAGCGACGGCAGCGCGAUUGUCUCGCCAAACGACCGGAGCGCUGAUAGUCCAAGUGCUGAAGGCGUUAACCACGGAAGCAGGAGUGAGGAGAGCAAGGGGAGUAACAAGCGGCCGUGGUCCUCCCCGCUCGUUGCGUACCUCCUCUCCCCGCCCUCUCCUCGCUCAGCCAAGCGCCGUGCCAUGCCGCUCACGCCCGCGCCGUCGCCAAUUUCGCUGGGGAAUUCGCCCAGCGGUUUCUUGUCGCGAGGGCUGGAAGAGGACCUUCUGGAGCUGCCUGCCGCCCUACGCGCGGUUGCAGACACGGCCGACGCAUCAAAGACACCUCUUACUCCGGAUCAUGCCGCGAUUAUUCCUUCUCCCUCGUUCGCAAGUCCUGCUACAACCGUGUACCGUCCUGCCAUAGCCAUCUCGCCUUCCUCUGCUGAUGCCGCCGCCACCUCAUCCUCUCCUGACACCACUGCCGCUGCUGCUUCCGCUGCUGCUGCUGCUGCUGCUGCCGCCUUCGCCUCGCGGCGCUGCUCGCACUGCUCCACGACCACCACGCCGCAGUGGCGAACGGGCCCUCUGGGCCCCAAAACCCUGUGCAACGCGUGCGGCGUGCGGUUCAAGUCCGGCCGCCUGUGCCCCGAGUACCGCCCCGCCAACAGCCCUGGCUUCUCGCCCAAGCUGCACUCCAACCUGCACCGGAAAAUCGUCCAGAUGCGCGAGAAGGGAGGGGGUGGAGGGGGUGAGAGAGGGGGUAGGACUGCCGAGUCUGUGAAAGGGAUGGAGGUUCAGGGUUUAAGAAAGAUGAGGAAAGUGAAGGAGUGUGGAGAGGGACGGAGGGAGGAGGGAAGGCAAGGGAGAGGCGGAAACACGGGUGUAGCAGCUGGAGACGGUUCUGCUGUCGUUGAAGGGGUGGGAUCUGCUGUGAGGGCUGUGCAAGAGAGGGGGCAAGGGAGGGUGCAGGAGAGGUGGGAUGAGAAGGUGGUCGUUGCACUGAGCCCUUUGAGUGGCGGUGGAAAGAAGCACCGGAAGAGUGACAUUGUUGCUGCUCGACGAGCGGACGCCCAGGCUGCAGUCACACGUGUCCUUCAGUCCACUCAAGGGGUUGUCGAGUUGCUGCAAGGUGCUGCUGAGGGCGCUGCUGAGGGUGCUGCUGAGGGUGCUGUUGAGGGUGCUGCUGAGGGCGCUGCUGCACAGAUUGCCGGCAACUGUGAGGAAUAUGAGACAGCGGAGAGCAUGAGGCCAGCACGUGUCGUGGUUCAGGGUGAAGCGCCCGUGGUGCAAGGAGAGCACGCAGAGACUGGUGCAGAAGGUGAGAGUAAAGUGGAGGAGAUGGUUGGGCCAAGUAAACCACACCGAGUUGGCCUGGAGGACAACAAGAUCGAAGCUGAUAAGAAUGGGGGCAGUGGCGUUGGAUGUGGCGACUCUGGAGACGUCAAGGUUGAGAAGGCAGAUGGAGGUGCGGAGGGAAGUGCGGGAGGCAGCAGUGCUGCAGUCUGGGAUGUUCCGUGCGCAACAGCUGCGGCUACAGACUUGCCAGUCUUCUCUUCGAAGGCGAAAACGGUGCCUCAUGGCGCUUGUGACGAAGGGACCACGGGCAACGUGCGUGGGGGUGCUCCUGGUGGCGCUGCCAUGGCUACUGCUGCAAGUGCCAGUGCAGCCAUUGUGACCCUCCAGAGGAGCUGCUCCAGUGGAGCUCAUCUAACAAGCAAUUUCGUUGCUGCUUCAGCUUGAGAAUUUUGGCUGUUACCUCUGCCGGUGGCUUCAGCAAGCGCCAGUGCAGCCAUUGCGAAUUUGCGACCCUGCAGAGGCGCUGCUGCAGUCGAGCUCAUGGCGUUGCUGCUUCAACAUGAUCGAACCUGACUGCUGGCUAUUUGCCAUGGCUGCUGCAUCUGGUAAUGCUGCAGCCAUGGCGACUCUCCAGAGGAGCUGAGCUAGUGGAGCUCAUUCGACACCUAAUCUCGUUGCUGCUUCAGCACCAUGGAUGCUGCUGUUGUUGUAACAUGCACAUGGUUUUCACUUUGACUCAAUAACAUGCAAGUGCUGGUGGUGCAGGCAGCCAUUGUUGUGAUUCUCCGCUGGAGCUGCUUCAGCGGAGAGCAUUUGGCCGAUGGCUGUGUUGCUGCUUCAGCUCGACAGGUUCGUCAGGCUGUGCGGGGAUAUCUUUUGGCCUUCUAUCUGCCCAUUCUUUUUGGUGUGGUGUGGUGUGGUUUACUGAACAUUGUUUUGGCUUUUGCAGAAUGAAAAUUGUUCUGUGAAGCAUCUGUUGUAGGAAUGUCCGAAUCUAGGUUUUAGAGGGAAGCAUUGGAAAAAACUAGAGGUUCGAUAGACCAAGUUGCUUCUAUAGAUGCCAUAGUAGUAGUGGAAAUAUCACAUGUUACGUAAGAAAAGAGCUAUUCACUA
Closterium sp. NIES-67 is the source of this 3654-nucleotide messenger RNA. Lineage: Eukaryota; Viridiplantae; Streptophyta; Zygnematophyceae; Desmidiales; Closteriaceae. The record is from the annotation of a GenBank genome assembly.